Penicillium mononematosum is the source of this 1170-nucleotide messenger RNA. RefSeq names its product bifunctional chorismate synthase/riboflavin reductase [NAD(P)H] ARO2. The coding region runs from base 1 to 1170 and encodes 389 amino acids. Gene Ontology annotation, biological process: aromatic amino acid biosynthetic process; chorismate biosynthetic process. The record is from RefSeq and is a predicted model, not a curated record. The transcript is spliced from 4 exons. Gene Ontology annotation, cellular component: cytosol. Gene Ontology annotation, molecular function: FMN binding; chorismate synthase activity. NCBI's taxonomy places the organism in Eukaryota, Fungi, Ascomycota, Eurotiomycetes, Eurotiales, Aspergillaceae.
AUGUCGACGUGGGGUCAGUAUUUCCGUGUCACCACUUAUGGCGAGUCCCACUGUCGCUCCGUCGGCUGCAUCGUCGAUGGAUGUCCUCCGGGCCUAGAAAUCACUGAGGCCGAUAUUCAGCCCCAAAUGACCCGGCGCCGUCCCGGCCAAAGCGCCCUCACUACCCCGCGGGACGAGAAGGACCGAGUCGAGAUCCAGUCAGGCACAGAGUUCGGCGUCACUCUGGGCACACCAAUUGCCAUGGUCGUCCGCAAUGAGGACCAGCGUCCCAAGGACUACGGUGGCAGCACAAUGGACCUGUACCCGCGCCCUAGCCAUGCCGAUUUCACCUACCUGGAGAAGUACGGCGUCAAGGCCAGCAGCGGCGGUGGUCGCAGCAGCGCCCGUGAGACUAUCGGCCGUGUAGCUGCCGGCGCCAUCGCCGAGAAGUUCCUCAGCCUGGCGCAUAACAUCGAAAUCGUCGCCUUCGUCUCCUCCUUCCUCAAGCUAAUCGAAACAAUCGACCGCAAAACCGUCGACUCCUUCGCUCCCAUCCGAUGCCCAGAAACCGAAGCAGCCCAGCGCAUGACCAAAGUCAUCGAGAAGUUCCGCGACAACCACGACAGCAUCGGUGGAACCGUAACAUGCGUGAUCCGCAACGUGCCAGUCGGGCUGGGCGAGCCGUGCUUCGAUAAGCUUGAAGCCAAGCUCGGCCACGCGAUGCUCAGCAUCCCCGCAACCAAGGGCUUCGAGAUCGGCUCCGGCUUCGGCGGCUGCGAGGUCCCCGGCUCAAUCCACAACGACCCCUUCAUCGCCAACUCGUCGACAACUGAGGCCGGCGGUCCCCGUCUCACUACCAAGACUAACAACUCUGGCGGUAUCCAGGGUGGUAUCUCCAACGGCGCGUCCAUCUACUUCCGCGUCGCCUUCAAGCCCGCUGCUACCAUCGGCCAGGCGCAGACCACUACUUCCUACGACGGCGAGGAGGGUGUCCUGGAGGCUAAGGGUCGCCACGAUCCUUGUGUUCCCCCCCGUGCUGUCCCUAUCGUUGAGGCUAUGUCGUCGCUGGUUGUCAUGGAUGCACUCAUGGCUCAGUAUGCCCGUGAGGGCGCCAAGAACUUGCUUCCACGGAAGCCUCAGACUAUCCCUACUCAUCCUACCACCGCGCCCAAUGGUGCUCCUUCAUCGUAG